This is a messenger RNA of Ruditapes philippinarum (Manila clam), 2237 nucleotides long. RefSeq lists its product as uncharacterized. The transcript is spliced from 8 exons. Gene Ontology annotation, biological process: DNA replication, synthesis of primer. NCBI's taxonomy places the organism in Eukaryota, Metazoa, Mollusca, Bivalvia, Venerida, Veneridae. The record is from RefSeq and is a predicted model, not a curated record. Gene Ontology annotation, cellular component: alpha DNA polymerase:primase complex. The coding region runs from base 365 to 2209 and encodes 614 amino acids.
CAAACAAGAUGCCCAAACCCUUCAAGAUGACCUACAUGCUUUAGAAAUAUGGGGAAAAUAUAAACGAUGUCUUUUAUGAACAGUUUCCUGACAACGCUCCUGCUAGUCAUAAUCAGAAUUGAUUGUUUUAAAAGCAGUAACAUGUAGAUGCAGAUAAAGACUGAAUGUUUAAAGUGAAAAAUAAUCAUUUUUCAUUGACCUGCCUAUAGUGUAAUGUUAACAUUUAGAGCGUCUUUAUGCUAUAUUUGAAUAUUAACGCAAAUGACGUCUUGUUAAAAUAUAUGCAUGCACGUCCAUGCAAUGGCGUUGCAAAAGCAGCACGGGACUUCAGACUGUGUAAUUAGAGUGAGACAUAUGUGGCAAAAUGUCUUUUUACAUAUCACCCCCAGGCGGCAAUAUCUCUUUGCAGAAAUUGUCACAAUUUGCUGUGACAAGGUUCAACUUUCUAGUCAAGAUUUAUGAUACAGGAGGUGAUAGGGUGCAAAUAUUUGAUAUUUUAAAUGAUGAGGAACAAGUGAAUGAAUCAGAAUGUCUGAUAGAGGGGACAGUGAAGGACAGACUGUCACACUUCAUACUCAGACUAGCCUGUUGCUAUGACAGAGAUAUGGCUGAAUUUUUGGUGAAAGCAGAAACAUUAUUAUUUGACUUCCGGUUCAAUUGUAUGACCGAAGAUGAGCUUUGUAACCUAUUUAAAUCAGUAGACUAUCCAAGACAUGGUAGCAGAGCCUGUGAUUUACCGUCAUAUGUAACACAGUUUUUGAAAACAAUGUCUUUGAUUAAAGGAGAUAAUAAAAAAUGGAGGACUGUAGUCAAAAAGUACUUGAAGGGGGAUAUGGAUUGUUUUAUGCUACCAUUUUUGACUGUGUUACAAUUUGUUGCAACAAGACAGGUUGUGUUGAAGCAUGGAAUUGCUCAUGUACCAGUCUGUAAACUAAGGGAAACUGUAACCAGUCUAUUUGAAGAGCUCAUACAGAAAGGUGUGAAACAUGCAGCUAAAGUUUUUAAAACAGAAGAUAAAAGGAUAAAAAUUCUUCUUAAAACAAUAAAGGUUAUGUUUUACAAACAUUACAAGGAUAAAUAUCCAGGAAACCAGCACCAUUAUGAUCUGUGUCACACAGAAGUAGACAAUGUCUCUGAGAUGUUCCCUCCAUGUAUGUCACAUCUUCAUAGGUCUCUGAGAAUGUCACACAGGCUGAAACAUCAUUCCAGGAUCCAAUACUCACUGUUUCUUAAGGAGAUUGGGUUACCUAUUCAUGAAGCUUUAAUGUUUUGGAGGAAGGAAUACAUGCAGUCUCCUAACAAACAAGAUGGCUGCCAACAUUUAUGGUCAAAAGAUGAAGGUAGAUAUACAUACAACAUCAGACACCUGUAUGGUUUAGAAGGUUCAAGAAUCAAUUACAGGGGGCACUCUUGUGCUGCUUUACAAGAGAAUUACCAUGGUCCCCAUGAGAAUAGUGGAUGCCCAUUCAGCCAUUUUGAUUCUUCUCAUAUGUUGGACUUAUUAUACAUGAAUGGAAUAUCAUCUGCUUCAUCUACAGAAAAAAUACUGAAGCUUUCUGAAGAGAAACAAUAUUCACAAGCUUGCACUCUAUACUUUAUGCUAAAAAUACAGAAGAAAGAAUAUGAGACUGGAUUGCUGAAGAAGAUUAAUCACAAAUACUGUGACAAAUGUGAAAGUCCUGAGUCUAAGGCUGAACUUGUCACAGUCCUGGGGAAUUCACACCAGGACAAUGUUAUUAACAACAAUGACAUAGUUGGAACAUGUACUCCUUGUGACACUGAAUGCAACCAUCCAGACACUUCAAGCUGUAUUUCCCAUGAUAGAAUUCAGUUCAAUCAGAAAAAGUGUUUAUGUGACAGUAGUAGACAAACUAGUGAAGAUGAUGUGAUCCCAACAACAAAAUCAUAUAAUCAUGGUUUUGUAAUCAAGCACAAAAGCAUUCACAAAAGAAAUGGUAAAACUUGUUCCUGUCAAAGUGUUGUAUCGGACAAAUUAGUGAAAGAUACAGCUUCAGACAGUGAUCUUUCAAACUGUGAUUGCUUUGAUGUUGAGAACAUAGCAAAUACUAAGUUAAGUGAAACAAAGUUUGAUGGUAAGAAAGAAAUGAUGGAUUGUCAUGAACAUAGUGGAGACAAUAUGAAAGUAGUGUUGAAACCUGCUGAAUAUUAUAGCAAGUUUAAAUUAAUCUUAAAUGAAUUAAAACUAUGAAGAAUAAAGUAUUUAUUUGUUAAGCUGA